AGAAUUAGCAAAAUUCAAGAGUUACGAUUAUGGUUAUCUGAAAAUGUUAACACUUUUAUUGUAGUAAAAGGCCCAAGAGGCGGAGGUAAACAUGAAAUGGUUAUUAAACAUGCCUUAAAGGAUAAAGACAAUGUAUUAUAUAUUGAUUUGGAUAAGAUAGUCAAAUCCAGAAGACCAAGACAAUUUAUAUCAAACUUUGCCGAUCAAAUUGGUUAUUUCCCAGAGUUUUCUUGGUUAAAUUCAAUAAACAAGAUGAUUGAUUUAGGUGUUCAGGGUUUUACAGGAAGUAAAAGCGGAUUAUCAGAAACAGUAGAGAACCAAUUUAAAGCGAUGCUUAACUCAACAAUGAUGGCGAUUCGAAAGAUUUCAUUAAAAAAUUAUGAUAAAACAUCAAAAAGACCAUUGGUCAAAAGCGGCAUUGGUAAUAAAAUCAAUCUAAAUAGGAAUGGGAAUAGGAGUGCGAAUGACAAUAGUUUAUCAAUGAGUUAUUUGAAAGAAGAAGAUUAUUUGCAACAGCAUCCAGAAGAAAAGCCCAUAAUUGUUAUUGAUAGAUUUUUGUCUAAAUCCGAUAACUAUUCAUUUGUUUAUAAAGAGAUAGCGGAUUGGGCAGCCCUAUUAGUUUCAAUGAACCUUGCACAAGUUAUAUUUUUAACCGAGGAUGUUAGCAGUUUACAAUUACUAGCAGAUUCAUUACCAAAUCAAGUGUUUAAGGUUUCGACUUUAGAAGAUGCGUCAACCGAUUCUUCAAGAGAGUAUGUUUUGAAUCAAUUAAUGAAUGGCAGCAGUUCCAAACAUGUUGAUGAUAUUCGUAAUAACGGUAUUAAUACAGGUAUCAACAAUAAAAAAUUUGAGAGUGGAUUUGGAAUACCAAGAUAUCAGUUGAUUGAAUUAGAUGAUGCGUUAGGACCUAUCGGUGGUAGAAUGUUAGAUUUACAAGCAUUUGUAAGAAGAGUAAAGUCUGGAGAAUUACCCAAACAAGCAUUGGAUGAAAUGAUCAAACAGACUGCUGAACAAGUGACACAAAUUUUUAUAAUACGGAAUAACAAUUUACUUGAGUCAGCUCAAGCAUGGAAUAUAAUCAAAUUAUUAUCGGAAGAAGAGGCUAUCCCUUAUUCUAAGGUCUAUCACUUGCCAUUAUUCAAGAGCAACUCAAUUGAGGUUUUAUCCAAGUUGGAAAGAGAGAAUUUGAUCCGAAUAGUCAAAGAUAGGGGUGUUAUUGAUAAGAUUAAACCGGGAAAACCAUUAUUGAGAGCAGCCUUCAACAACAUUGUGAACGACCAAAAAAUAUAUAAUGUGUUGGAAACCUCCUAUUUGACCAAUUUAAUCAAAUUCGAGGUGAACAGAAUCAAAACAUGGGAAGAUGAGAUCAAAGGAUUGGGGUAUGCAGUUAACAACAAGGAAUUCAAGACAAGAGUAAGCCAUUUGGCCAACAAGAUCUCUGAAAGCACCAAAGUCAUUGAAAGCAGCGAAGCAGAGAUUAAAAGUCUUUCCAAAAAACGCUGAGGCACAUCAAAUGAUGGUCUACGUAUAUAUAUAGUUUUCACAACACAAUAGCAUUGCUUUUCCAAGCACUUCGAAAGGCAAAUCUUUUUCUGUAUCCGGGGGCCGGGAAGCAGAAACAGCUGGAGAAGCAACAUGCCCGGCCUUAACUAUAGGAAGCAUCUGUCGGCCUUAACUACUGUCGCCUGCAAGCUUCAAAUGCAACAAAAGAAAAAGAAGCGAGAGAGUAAGAAGCAGAGGAAGCAGGAGAAACAGAGGAAACAGAGGAAACACAAACAGU
This is a messenger RNA of Ascoidea rubescens DSM 1968, 1780 nucleotides long. It is a transcript of the gene YME2, whose product is annotated as Yme2p. Lineage: Eukaryota; Fungi; Ascomycota; Saccharomycetes; Ascoideales; Ascoideaceae. The transcript has a single exon. The record is from RefSeq and is a predicted model, not a curated record. Bases 97 to 1503 code for a protein of 468 amino acids. Gene Ontology annotation, cellular component: mitochondrial inner membrane.